Molecule: messenger RNA, 589 nt
Organism: Oreochromis niloticus (Nile tilapia)
Lineage: Eukaryota; Metazoa; Chordata; Actinopteri; Cichliformes; Cichlidae
Product: serine/threonine-protein phosphatase 6 regulatory ankyrin repeat subunit A-like
Exons: 6
Coding region: 236-589 (117 amino acids)
Molecular function (GO): protein binding
Source: RefSeq, a predicted model, not a curated record
UGCUUAUGAGGAUCGAUUUGCUCUGAGGGUGUGUGACAGGCUGCGUUAUGUGUUUUAGGAUAAACGAUAAUGAGGGAGUGGCAGAGAUGUUAAUUGACUCCCUGGGUGCAAAUAUUGUGAAUGCAACGGACUCCAAGGGCAGGACUCCUCUUCAUGCUGCAGCUUUUUCUGACCAUGUGGAGUGCGUUUCCCUUCUUCUGAGCCAUGGAGCUCAGGCAAUGUUGUUGACACCCACAUGCACAGAACACCACUGAUGAUGGUAGCUCUAAAUGGACAGACCAAUGCUGUGGAGGUGAUGGUGAGCGGUGCUAAGGCAGACUUGGCACUGCAAGAUGCAGACAGGAACACAGCAUUGCAUUUGGCUUGCAGCAAGGGUCACGAGACAAGUGCCUUGUUGAUUCUGGAGAAAAUCAGCGACAGGAAUCUCAUUAACUGCACCAACGCUGCUCUGCAGACGCCCUUGCAUGUAGCAGCCAGGAAGGGAUUGACAGUGGUGGUCCAGGAGCUGCUGGUGAAAGGAGCCAGUGUGUUAGCUGUGGAUGAGAAUGGUUACACUCCAGCUUUGGCUUGUGCUCCAAUCGGGAUGUAG